AUUUAAACAGGAGACGACCACCACGUCCCUUACAGCCGGCAGCCGCAAGCAGCCCCUCCUUCCUUCCUUCCGAUCUCAAAUCUCAAAUCUCAAUCUCACUAUUCGCCAGCAUCUCUCUAUUACUCCUAGUCCUAUACCUCCGCCGCCGGGCACCGUCUCAAAUUGGCAAUACCCUCCUCCAUUCCCUUCGACUCCUCUUCCUCUCGCCGGCUACCAACCGCAUUCGGCCACCGUCACCCAUCUCUCUUCGCUGUAGCAAACUACCUAAUUAUCCAGUUUGAUAUCUGGCGGAUAGCUCUCAUUCGCAUUAUUCUCCAGCAUAUGCCCACCUUCCAACUUUCAAUGCUUUUCCAAAGGUUCAGGCACCUAUUCUCCAUUCACCUUCAGAGCUGUCAAAUCCACCGGAAACUGGGAAUUUUCAGCUGACUAGUGCCACUGCCACCUCGAUGCCACAGCAUCUGGUUAACAUCCCUUUGCAGAAGCAGAAAAAGAAAUUGAAGCAAGAGCCAGCACCAGCAUUUGCAGUUAGUAUUAUGGGAGUGGAGAGACGUUGGCUUUUCAUUCUUUUCUCUGCUGCAUUCACUUCUCUACUGUUCCUGGUAGUUUACUCCGGCUCUGCUUUCAGCUUCUCCAAGCCCAUACCUUCUGUUGUACGCCAUGGCACCCACUACCCACCUUCUUUUGCUUAUUAUAUUUCUGGCACCCGCGGGGAUGGUGAUAAGAUGUUUAGGUUACUGCUUGCUGUCUAUCACCCAAGAAACCGUUAUUUGUUGCAUUUGAGUGCUGAUGCUUCAGAUACGGAGAGAAUGAGAUUAGUUGCUGCUGUAAAUGCAGUGCCUGCAGUAAGUAGUUUUGGGAAUGUUGAUGUCCUGGGAAAGCCAAAUCGCCUCAGUUAUAUGGGGUCUUCACAUAUCGCAUCCAUAUUGCGUGCUGCCGCCAUUUUGUUGAGGUUGGAUUCUGGGUGGAGCUGGUUCGUGGUAUUAAGUGCAGUGGAUUAUCCUCUGGUGACACAGGACGAUUUAUCGCAUGUGUUCGCAUCUGUUAGCAGGGACAUCAAUUUCAUCGAUCACACCAAUGACCUUGGAUGGAAAGAAUCUCAAAGGUUCCAGCCCAUUGUAGUUGAUCCAGGGAUUUAUCUUGCACGAAGAACCCAGAUCUUUUAUGCUACAGAGAAGCGGACAUUACCAGAUGCUUUUAAAAUAUUCACAGGUUCCCCAUGGGUCAUCUUGAGUCGAUCAUUCAUGGAGUACUGCAUUCUCGGUUGGGACAGCCUUCCACGUGUCCUCCUCAUGUAUUUCAACAACGUGGUUUUAUCUGAAGAGAGCUACUUCCAAACGGUCGUAUGCAAUGCACCAGAAUUCAAGAACACCACUGUGAAUAACAACCUGCGAUUCAUGGUGUGGGACAAUCCUCCCAAGAUGGAACCCCAUUUUCUCAACAACUCGGAUUACGAUCUUUUAUCCCAGAGCGGAGCAGCUUUCGCGCGGCAGUUUCGAAACGAUGAUUCUGUCCUUGGCAUGAUCGACGAGAAGAUCCUCAGACGUGGUCGUAAUCGAGUUGUACCAGGUGCGUGGUGCUCAGGUCGACCAAGCUGGUGGUCCGACCCUUGCUCCGAGUGGGGGGAUGUGAAUCUCGUGAAGCCGGGACCUCAGGCUAAAAAAUUUGAAGAGACCAUCUCAAAUCUUCGUGAUGAAUGGAGUUCACAGAUGAAUCAGUGCAAAGAUAGUGCAUCAUAA
Messenger RNA from Linum tenue, 1736 nucleotides. The record is from the annotation of a GenBank genome assembly. Lineage: Eukaryota; Viridiplantae; Streptophyta; Magnoliopsida; Malpighiales; Linaceae.